This is a messenger RNA of Rhopalosiphum padi (bird cherry-oat aphid), 1848 nucleotides long. Its product is annotated as piwi-like protein Siwi. Lineage: Eukaryota; Metazoa; Arthropoda; Insecta; Hemiptera; Aphididae. Gene Ontology annotation, biological process: regulatory ncRNA-mediated gene silencing. The record is from RefSeq and is a predicted model, not a curated record. The coding region runs from base 250 to 1740 and encodes 496 amino acids. Gene Ontology annotation, molecular function: protein binding; piRNA binding. Gene Ontology annotation, cellular component: P granule. The transcript has 12 exons.
CGUGCCCACUUCCAAAACCACAGAGUUGCAAUCGUCUCCGUUGCCCGUGUCGAGCGCUACGAUACGCUCGACGGCCCUUCCCGUAUUAUGAAUUCCUGCAGAGGGCACUGAGUGCAAACCGGUUCCGUCCAGCACUGUGCUCUGAGACUGUUUCGUCUUCACCCGUCAGUUGUUUUCGAGUCGCACUUUUCGACACUUGUACUGAAAUUUUUAUUCGUCACCGACGUUUUCAUCGUAAAAGGUAUAGCUAUGCAACGUCCAUCUCGUCAGAUACAACCACGUGCUGCUGGUGCCCCGCAGCUAAUAGCCCCUAGGCUUAUUGGACCAAGACCUGUAGUAUUCAGCUAUGACAAUACAGCUCAUAGGCAAAAUCCAAUAGCAAGAAUGCAACACAUUACGGGAGGAAUUAACACUUUGGGUGCAGGUGUACCUAUGCUACGUCCAUCUCGUCAGAUGCAGCCACGUGCUGCUGGUGCCCCGCAGCUAAGAGCCUCUAGGCUUAUUGGACCAAGACCUGCAGUAUUCAGAUAUAAAAAUACAGCUCAUAGGCAAAACCCAAUAGCAAGAAUGCAACACAUUACGGGAGGAAUUAACACUUUGGGUGCAGGAAGUUCUGGGCAGCCAGUAAAAUUGUUGGCAAAUUAUUUUCAAAUCCCUUCGUUUACAAAUUGGUGUUUGUAUCAGUAUAAAAUUUAUUUCAAUCCUGAAGAAGAUAGAAUUGAUACUAAAAGAGACUUAUUAUGUCAGCACCGAGAACGUUUGGGAAUAUAUUUAUUUGAUGGUUCAAUGUUGUUUUCUGGAAGUCGAUAUGAUCCACCAACUUUUGAUCUUACAUCUAUACGUCACCAAGAUGAUCAAAAGGUUGUUAUUACAGUGAAAUUUACAAAUGUAAUAGAAACUGGGGAUAACGCCAACAUUCAAGUGUUCAACUUACUUGUAUGUAAUUCCCUUCGACAGCUGAGUCUAACAUUAGAUGGAAAUGGCUUUUACAAUUCACGAGCUAAAAUUGAUAAGGUUCUACACAAGCUUCAACAUUGGCCAGGAUACGAAACAACCAUUGGCAAACCAUUGGUACAACACAGAAAUAAUUACACACCUAUGAAAGAUAUGGCUAUAGAUACCCCUUUGAUUCCCAAAGAACGCAUAGAUAGACUUACAAAUUUGGCAAAUCGCCUUGAUGAUAGAAAUACACUUGAUUUUGUUACUAAAUUGAAGGAAUGGAAUCUGACAUUAAGUAAUAGACUUGUUGAACUAACUGCUCGAACUUUACCACCAGAACCGAUUCUUAGUCGUACUCGAGGGUAUAAUGGUGGUAAUGAAACAGACUGGACAAGGCAUUUACGUGCUUUACCAAUGUUCACCUCUGCAAUUGUGAAGCAUUGGGUUAUUUUAGCUCCGAGAGACUGUUGUAAAGAAGUUGAUGCAUGUGCUCAAUCUUUUUUAAAGGCUGCGCAAGGAAUAACAUUUACAUUAUCUAGGCCUGUCAUAGUUCCCAUGAAUGAUGGCCGAGUCAAUACAUUUUUAACGCAUAUUGAACAAGUAAUCAAUGAAUCGAAUCCAACAUUGAUUUUAUGUGUUAUUCCAUCAGCACCUGAUGAUAUUUAUAGUUUGAUUAAACGUAAACUAUGUAUUGAUAGAGCAGUACCAUUCCAAGUAGUACUGUUGAAAAAUGUGCAUAAAAACAACUUUUCAAUACUCGUAUGCACCAAGAUUACUAUACAAAUGAAUUGCAAAUUGUAAUAUAUAGUUUUUGUAUGCUUAAAGAAUAAGGGAUUCAACUUAUUAAUUCUUUUUAUGAAUUAAUAUUUAAAUAUUUUCAUUUUAUUUAUUUUUAAUAAUAUUGUAUGA